AUGCUUUCGCAUCACUACGGAACAUUGCCGCGCACUCCUCCGACAGACGACAGCAGAUUCUCGCCCUCGGCGGGGAGCAGGUCGGUGUCGAAGCUCUCGCGCUGUUCCGUGGGCGCGAUUCAGGGCCCAGUCGCUCUGUCGCGGCAUUCCUGCGCAACCUUUCAGAAGGCCACCAUGGUGUGGUGCCUUUGGCCAGCGCGGGCUUCCUUCAGCUGGCAGAGGAAGAAUUGGAUGACAAUCUUGGGGGACCUCAGGUUCGGCGCCACAUCCUCGCUGCAUUGCAGAACAUGGCGGCACAAGUGGGACAAAGCAACUUGGCAUCUCAGACUUUUCUGA
Molecule: messenger RNA, 336 nt
Organism: Symbiodinium necroappetens
Lineage: Eukaryota; Dinophyceae; Suessiales; Symbiodiniaceae
Source: the annotation of a GenBank genome assembly